Myxozyma melibiosi is the source of this 1029-nucleotide messenger RNA. Its product is annotated as putative histone deacetylase-like protein. The transcript has 2 exons. Gene Ontology annotation, cellular component: nucleus. NCBI's taxonomy places the organism in Eukaryota, Fungi, Ascomycota, Lipomycetes, Lipomycetales, Lipomycetaceae. Gene Ontology annotation, molecular function: NAD+ binding; histone deacetylase activity, NAD-dependent. The record is from RefSeq and is a predicted model, not a curated record. Bases 1 to 1029 code for a protein of 342 amino acids.
AUGCCGUCAAACGGCAAACCCGACCUAUCGACAAUGGCAGACUACAUAACCAAAGGCGGCGUGUCCUCGGUCGUGGUUAUGGUCGGUGCCGGGAUCUCAACCGCGGCGGGCAUCCCGGACUUUCGGUCGCCGAAAACCGGGCUCUAUCAUAACCUGUCGCGGCUAAAACUGCCGUACGCUGAGGCGGUUUUCGAUAUUGAUUAUUUCAGAAAACAGCCGGAAGCGUUCUACACGCUCGCGCAGGAACUGUACCCGGGAAAAUUUAAGCCGACUUUGUUUCAUUCGUUUCUAAAAGUGCUGGAGGAGAAGGGAAUCCUGCGACGCGUCUACACGCAAAACAUCGACACGCUCGAAGAGAUCGCGGGCGUCGAGGCAGACAAAGUGGUGUAUGCGCAUGGCUCAUUUGCAGAGAACCACUGCAUCGACUGUCAUGCGGAGAUGAGCAAAGAGGAUCUGAGAGAAAUCAUGGAGAAGGAUGAUAUUCCGCGGUGCAAAAAAUGCAAGGGUUUAGUGAAGCCUGAUAUUGUGUUCUUUGGCGAAAACCUUCCCGCGCGAUUUUUCAAACUCCUCGACAACGACCUCAGCGCAGCCGACCUCGUUAUCGUCGCCGGCACAUCUCUACAGGUGCACCCGUUCGCAAGUCUCCCCUCACAAGUCUCCUGCCCGCGCAUUCUCUUCAAUCUCGAGGCCGUCGGCGACUUUGGUCGGCGCAAGACCGACGUCAUUCGCUUGGGUGCUUGUGAUGAAGGGAUUAGGGAUUUGGCGGAUCAAUGCGGAUGGGGAAAGAGGCUGACUGAGCUGUGGGAGAGUAAAUCCAAGAAGUGGAAGAGCGUGGAGGAGGAGGAGGAAGCUGGGGCAAAGACUCAGAAGGAGGUGUUGAAGGCUGUUAACCAAGAAGCGAAAGAGGAGAAGAUAGAUGGAGAGGAUAAAGAAAGUAAGGAGGUAGAAAAGAUCACCGAACAGAUUAGCGGGAUCGAGAUAGCAGACGAGACAAGCAGCAAGGAGACAAGCAGCAAGUCAAAGGUAUAA